Molecule: messenger RNA, 1750 nt
Organism: Panicum virgatum (switchgrass)
Lineage: Eukaryota; Viridiplantae; Streptophyta; Magnoliopsida; Poales; Poaceae
Product: expansin-B17
Exons: 4
Coding region: 313-1134 (273 amino acids)
Biological process (GO): sexual reproduction
Cellular component (GO): plasmodesma; extracellular region
Source: RefSeq, a predicted model, not a curated record
CGCUCCUCACUGCCCUGCCGCCCAUGCCCGUGUUGCCAAUUUGUACAGGCUCUUGCGAAGCCUGGGCCUGGCUGCCCAACAAGCAGAGCACCUCUGGCUCCGUGGUAUGGUGAGCUCUGACUGAGAGACUCACUGGGGCUGGGGAUUUUCUCGAAGCCAUAAAAGAGAGAGACCCAGAAAGAAGCCUACCAAAGUACCACCAGCUCUCGCAGCAGCCGCAGUGCCACCACUCCAGCAAGGGAAGGGCGCAGCGCAGGCGGGGAAGAAGGGGGGUCGAGAGGAACCAACCAACCAACCCAGCCCAGACCCCCAAUGGCUUCCCCGCGCUCCCUCGCCCUCUUCCUGCUCUGCAUUCUGGCUGCGCCGGCGCCGCCCGUAUCAGCCGCAUUGCUCUUCGGCGGCGGGAAGUCGGCCGCGGAGGCGGGCCUGGACAUGGAGUGGCGGCCGGCCACCGCGACGUGGUACGGCGACGCCGAGGGCGACGGCAGCGACGGCGGCGCGUGCGGGUACGGGACGCUGGUGGACGUGGUGCCAAUGAAGGCGCGGGUGGGGUCGGUGAGCCCCGUGCUGUUCAAGGACGGCGAGGGCUGCGGCGCCUGCUACAAGGUCAAGUGCCUGGACCGCGGCAUCUGCUCGCGCCGGGCCGUGACGGUCAUCGUCACGGACGAGUGCCCCGGCGGCCUCUGCGCGUUCGGCCACACGCACUUCGACCUCAGCGGCGCCGCCUUCAGCAGGAUGGCCGUCGCCGGCGCCGGCGGCCGCCUGCGCGACAGGGGACAGCUCAACGUCGUCUACAGGAGGACUGCCUGCAAGUACGGCGGGAAGAACAUCGCAUUCCGUGUGAACGAGGGCUCGACCAGCUUCUGGCUCUCGCUGCUCGUCGAGUUCGAGGACGGCGAAGGCGACAUUGGAUCCAUGCAGAUAAAGCAGGCCAACUCGGUGGAGUGGCUGGACAUGAAGCACGUGUGGGGGGCCACGUGGUGCCUGGUGCGGGGCCCGCUGGUGGGGCCCUUCUCCGUGAGGCUGACCACGCUGUCCGCCAAGAAGACGCUCACGGCCCGGGACGUCAUCCCCAGGAACUGGGCGCCCAAGGCCACCUACACCUCGCGCCUCAACUUCGAGCCGUCCCUCUAGAAAAAGAGGAGCCGGAGGGGGCGCGGCGCCCCGGGGCCCACGUUUUACCGGCCCCGGACACUGCCAUGUGGGUCCGCAAAGGCUGGUGGCCCACUUGGCAGGCAGCCAGGCAGGAACCCUCUGCCUAUUCCUACUGGAUGGAUCGGCAGACUGUUUUUUUUUCUGUAUUCGGGCAGCUUGGCCUAAUCGUAGUAUAGCUAGCUAGUGUGUGCUGAUGCUUAUGCAUCAGAGAUUCAGAGUAUCAGACGUGUGUGUGGUGCUAGACUGCUAGUAAUUUUGGUUGUGAGCAGAGAGUUCAGGAGCUGGCCCAGGUACCAACCAACCAAGCAGCCGCCGUCUCCAAAGGAGAUCGAGAGCGUUCGCUGCUUGAGGCCAGGAAUCCGAUGGGGAAGCUGGUCGGACUCGGACCGUGUGAGGGUUUUGGAUCCCCUCCUGGGUCGUGGUCGUGGCGUCCUGUUCGUCCGUGUCGUGCGCGCGCUUGUUCUGGUGUUUCUGUUUUGUGUUUUGCCGGAUUGAAAUGCAGGGUUCGUGUCUUCGUGACAAUGUCAGGAGUAAGGGUGGGAAUGUGAAAAUGGUUAUUCGAAUUUUUUGCAUUCGUAUCCGUACCCGCACCUAA